AUGGCGGAGCAAAACGAAUCCAAGCAUAUUGUCGAACACGAAGUUGAGCAAGAUGAUCAACAAGGCGCAUCGAGAACUACCGACGCAUUCGACCUUCGACGCCUCGAACGUGACCCCGAUCCUAUGCAGUACACAGAUGAGCGUCGGCUGCGUAACCAGAUAUUUUGCAAAGCCCGAGAUCUUUACCUUGCGCCGGCUACUGCACAGCUCAUUGAUGGACUCACAGAGCUCCAGGCCCAUCUCGCAGUCAUGGUAGGCGGAGAACUCGGUGUCUAUCGAGCGGACUUGUUGAUCUUUGAGCACAAUGGGAUUGUCCUGGGCCAGCCAGAAUCUACGAGAGUAGAGGCACUGCGAAAGCUGCUAGAGAGAUUGACGGAUCACUGGGAUAAUUGGCAGCUGAACCUGGCUCUUGCUGGACAAUGA
This is a messenger RNA of Zasmidium cellare ATCC 36951, 423 nucleotides long. RefSeq lists its product as uncharacterized. Bases 1 to 423 code for a protein of 140 amino acids. Lineage: Eukaryota; Fungi; Ascomycota; Dothideomycetes; Mycosphaerellales; Mycosphaerellaceae. The record is from RefSeq and is a predicted model, not a curated record. The transcript is spliced from 2 exons.